Molecule: messenger RNA, 3067 nt
Organism: Propithecus coquereli (Coquerel's sifaka)
Lineage: Eukaryota; Metazoa; Chordata; Mammalia; Primates; Indriidae
Gene: PDE4A
Product: phosphodiesterase 4A, cAMP-specific
Exons: 15
Coding region: 109-2757 (882 amino acids)
Biological process (GO): signal transduction
Cellular component (GO): perinuclear region of cytoplasm; nucleus; cytosol
Molecular function (GO): 3',5'-cyclic-AMP phosphodiesterase activity
Source: RefSeq, a predicted model, not a curated record
CGGCCGGGCGCACCCGCGGGGCCCUGGGCUCAUCGGCUCGUGCGCAGCUGAGCGGGGUGCAGCUUGGAGAGGCCGGGGCCCCCCAGGGCGCAGGUGGGGGCCGGCGCUAUGGAGCCCCCGGCCGCCCCCUCGGAAAGGAGCCUGUCUCUGUCUCUGCCCGGGCCCCGGGAGGGCCAGGCCACCCUGAAGCCACCCCCCCAGCACCUGUGGCGGCAGCCUCGGACCCCCAUCCGUAUCCAGCAGCGCGGCUACUCCGACAGCGCGGAGCGCGCCGAGCCAGAGCGGUCGCCGCACCGGCACAUAGAGCGCGCCGACGCCGUGGAUACCAGCGACCGGCCCGGCCUGCGCACGACCCGCAUGUCCUGGCCCUCGUCCUUCCACGGCACUGGGACCGGCAGCGGCAGCGCGGGCGGAGGCAACUGCAGGCGCUUCGAGGCGGAAAAUGGGCCAACGCCAUCUCCGGGCCGCAGCCCCCUGGACUCGCAGGCGAGCCCGGGGCUCGUGCUGCACGCCGGGGCGGCCACCAGCCAGCGCCGGGAGUCCUUCCUGUACCGCUCAGACAGCGACUAUGACAUGUCACCCAAGACUAUGUCCCGGAACUCAUCAGUCACCAGCGAGGCGCACGCUGAGGACCUCAUCGUAACGCCAUUUGCCCAGGUGCUGGCCAGUCUCCGGAGUGUUCGCAGCAACUUCUCUCUCCUGACCAAUGUGCCCAUUCCCAGCAACAAGAGGUCCCCGCUGGGUGGCCCAACCCCUGUCUGCAAGGCCACGCUGUCAGAGGAGACGUGUCAGCAGUUGGCCCGGGAGACAUUGGAGGAGCUGGACUGGUGUCUGGAGCAGUUGGAGACCAUGCAGACCUACCGCUCUGUCAGCGAGAUGGCCUCCCACAAGUUCAAGAGGAUGCUGAACCGUGAACUCACACACCUGUCAGAAAUGAGCAGGUCAGGAAACCAGGUGUCAGAGUACAUUUCCACAACGUUCCUGGACAAACAGAAUGAAGUAGAGAUCCCAUCACCCACAAUGAAGGAGCGAGAAAAACAGCAAGUGCAGCGGCAGAGACCCUCCCAGCAGCCCCCGCCCCCUGUGCCGCAUCUCCAGCCCAUGUCUCAGAUCACAGGGGUGAAAAAGUUGACGCACAGCAGCGUGAACAACUCUAGCAUCCCCCGCUUUGGGGUGAAGACAGACCAAGAAGAGCUCCUGGCACAAGAACUGGAGAACCUGAACAAGUGGGGCCUCAACAUCUUUUGCGUGUCAGACUAUGCGGGAGGUCGCUCCCUAAGUUGCAUCAUGUAUACGAUAUUCCAGGAGCGGGACCUGCUGAAGAAAUUCCGCAUCCCUGUGGACACGAUGGUGACAUAUAUGCUGACGCUGGAGGACCACUACCACGCCGACGUGGCCUACCACAACAGCCUGCACGCGGCCGACGUGCUGCAGUCCACCCACGUGCUGCUGGCCACGCCUGCGCUGGAUGCCGUGUUUACGGACCUGGAGAUUCUUGCUGCUCUGUUUGCGGCUGCCAUUCAUGACGUGGAUCAUCCUGGGGUCUCCAACCAGUUCCUCAUUAACACCAAUUCGGAGCUGGCGCUCAUGUACAAUGACGAGUCGGUGCUCGAGAAUCACCACCUGGCCGUGGGCUUCAAGCUGCUGCAGGAGGACAACUGCGACAUUUUCCAGAACCUCACCAAGCGCCAGCGACAGAGCCUGCGCAAGAUGGUCAUCGACAUGGUGCUGGCCACAGACAUGUCUAAGCACAUGACCCUCCUGGCUGACCUGAAGACCAUGGUGGAGACCAAGAAAGUGACCAGCUCGGGGGUCCUCCUGCUGGACAACUACUCCGACCGCAUCCAGGUCCUUCGGAACAUGGUGCACUGCGCGGACCUCAGCAACCCCACCAAGCCACUGGAGCUGUACCGCCAGUGGACAGACCGCAUCAUGGCCGAGUUCUUCCAGCAGGGCGACCGUGAGCGUGAACGUGGCAUGGAGAUCAGCCCCAUGUGCGACAAGCACACGGCCUCCGUGGAGAAGUCUCAGGUGGGUUUCAUCGACUACAUUGUGCACCCGUUGUGGGAGACAUGGGCGGACCUCGUGCACCCAGAUGCCCAGGAGAUCCUAGACACACUGGAGGACAACCGGGACUGGUACUACAGUGCCAUCCGGCAGAGCCCGUCGCCACCGCCCGAGGAGGAUCCAGGGGGGCCAGGCCACCCACCCCCACCUGACAAGUUCCAGUUUGAGCUGACACUGGAGGAAGAAGAGGAGGAGGAAAUAUCUGCAGCCCAGAUACCGUCCCCGGCCCAGGAUGCAAUGGAAGGCCAGGGAUUGUCCGCCACCGAGGAAGGAUCCCCAACUCUGGAUGAGACCACAGCCCAGCCUGCAUUCUCAUCAGAGGAACAGAACAUGUCCCCCGAGAUCGAGGUAGAGGAGGUGUAUGUGCUGGAGCAGCCACACUCAGAAGGUGGUGCACCUAUAGCCCAGGAUGAGCCCCUGUGCCAGGAGGGAUCGGUGGAUGUCGUAAGCUGCAGCAGCCCCCCUGCCCUGUGUCUUGGAAACCCCCUUCUGCCUGCCUUGAGGACCCCGUCCAUUUCAGAGGAGGCCCCGGGCCUCCCGGGCCUCCCCUCCACGGCGGCCGAGGUGGGGGCCCAAAGAGAGCAUCAGGCUGCCAAGAGGGCUUGCAGUGCCUGCACAGGGACCUCUGGGGAGGAGCCCCCGACACUCCCAGCUCCUGGUGGCUGGGAGUCAGGUGGAGACCCCACCUGAUCCCUAGCCCAUGCUCCCUGUGGCCCUCCCUGCUCCCCUGUCCCCACCUGCCCCCACGACCACCUCCUCCUCCUCCGCUGCCUCAAAGACACUCGGCCCUCCUGAGAAAAAAGAAAACAGAAAAGUGGGUUUUUUUCUCUUUUCUUUUUUUCCCCUUUCCCCCCACCCCCACCCAUGGGGCCCUUUUUUGGAGGUGGGGGCUGGGGAAUGAGGGGCUGAGGUCCCAGAAGGGAUUUUAUUUUUUGAAUUUUAAUUGUAACAUUUUUAGAAAAAGAACAAAAAAAAAGAAAAAAAAAAAGGAUGCAACACA